Messenger RNA from Amoebophrya sp. A25, 857 nucleotides. NCBI's taxonomy places the organism in Eukaryota, Dinophyceae, Syndiniales, Amoebophryaceae. The record is from the annotation of a GenBank genome assembly.
AAAAUGAGCACUGUAGGAUUGAAUUCACAAAACGAAAAACUGAAGAGUAUUCCUUCCCAAUGAAAAUGUAUCAUGAAUCAAAAAGAUGGUGCAUGAUGAACAUGGAAAGGCUUCGUGAAGAUCCUGAACAAGAGUGAUCAAGAUGUGGAAGGAGCGCUCGUGUACAACAAUUCUCUAUUCCAGGUGCAACUACAAAAUGAACUGCAACUUCUGGAAUUCAGCGUUCGCCCUUUUCGCGUUUUCCCUCUUGCCUGGACAGGUUGUACAGCACGUCCAGGCUGUACUGAUUGAUUUCGACGAGCCACGAAAGGGACCGAUAUGCGUGGCUACUAGGGUUUCCGACUCCGUCACUUUCAAAUGGGAAGAAUAUCACAACUUACAUGAACUCACUGACGAGAACGCGUACAGGUACUGUAGUUUUGCUUCUGCAACCAAGUUGGCAGAUGCGGCGCCGAAUUCCGGCGUGAGCGUGCGACUAGGUUCUACUCCGACCACCCGGUACUUUUCGUGCUCCAAAAUCUGUUCCAGUCAUGGACACAAAGUAAGACUAUGCGUUGUGGGACCGAGUGAGCCGCUGUCGUGUCCGUGUGCGGGAGGCAGGGAAUUUACAGGUGAUGUCGUUUCUUCAAAGGCGUCCAGGAGGAACAGCUACUCAAAACUGGAUGGCAUUUUGUGGUGCGUCGCCUAUGUCAUGAUCUUCUUUUGGACACGUUACAUUUCUUUGGCGAAAAGUCAGACUAGGUAGUCACAUUCAUGAUGGCGGACGUGGAAGAAAUCUUGACCUGAUCUUUCCACUCAUGAAUCCAAGCAAUCAAGAUCUCUCAAAUGUUGAAAAAAAAAUUCCAGAUCCCUCUAAG